GUUCAUGGACGCUUCAUUCGAUCCUAAUCAGUUAGGAACAAAUGAAGCGCACACCAUCCCUUCGCAAACCUCAUUUUCUUUAUCCAAUUCCAUUAAUGAAGCAAAGAAAUAUAAUCAAUCUAUAAAACGUAUAUUAAAACCUGCAAGUAUUUACAAAAACCAUGAUCUUGUAUCUACUCAAUAUAUAAAACAUGAUAAUGAAAGAAAAUUUAACGAGUGCACUAUACAAAAUUCUGUGAUUACCCAAGGAAAUGUUGUGUCAACUGUUACAACACCCACGAGUCCAGUAAUUACAUCCACAUCCGAAUCCAUUAAUCCUGAUAUAUUUGUAAAAAAUAAGUGCUUAAAUACAAACAGUAGUGAUUCUCACCAUAUGCAGAACCAUACGGAUGUUAAUAGAGAUAAAAAGGUACCUUUCUCAUGUCUUUUGGAAACGACUCAAGGAAACAACACGAACGAUACUAAAAAUAAAUGGAACAUGGGGGAGGUACACAUUACUUGUAAUCCACUUUCAACACCGUACCCGUAUUCCACGCCUCAUCAUAAUAUUAUGAGUGAACCUGUAACAGAAUCGCUGGACGACGAACCAAAAAGUCGUUCCUGCGGAAACUUCUUACCAAUUUUGUCGUUGAUUCCACAAACGGUCAUCAGCUUUCAGUACUUAAGCCCAAAAAUGAAAUUCUCCUGGUGGAGAAAUAAAAUCUCGUGAAGGUACGCUUAAACGAUCAUUCAGCAUAAUCGUUGCUGAUGGUCUUGUAGCGCAAUUAAAUGCUAAAAAUUCUAUGAAAACCUCUUACCUCGUAGUGAGUUCCCAAUCUUCAUCAAUUAGAGGUAUCCUGUCAUUGUUACACUUAUAUGUCAAUCAGUCUGUACCUCUUUGUUACUAUAAAAUAGGAACACAUACUGAAAGAACGCAUGCAGGUAGACUAUAAAAAAGCAUAAGUAGUAGUUCUUUCGCACUGUGAAAAAUAUUUUGCGCAAUGUACAAUGAUUUUAAAUACUUUUAAAAUAAUGUGUAUAUUGUAUAUUAUGGUUUUAUCGGAUCCUCUAGUCCAUGAAGCUUUUUCCUACGGUUUGUUAAUUUAUUAAUAGAAUGAAACGCAUACCCUACCGCUCUGAAUGGGAAAUUCGAUUACAAUUUUGUCUCCUCGUAGCAUAUUAGUUAUAGAAAUUUAUUAUGCUAAAAUCAAAAGUGAAGUCAGUAUGGAUCUAAUGAGAAACAAUUUCAUUAACUCUCUUUUUUUAAAGAGGUAGAUACGUGCAAAUAGAAUAAUUCUUGUAAAAAAGACAUCUUUUUUUUUCUUAACGAAAAACUCGUGAAUCAUUUAAAUAUACAUUCUCUAAUUUUUUAAAUAUCAAGUACACAGGGUUAUUUUAAAUUGAUGUCAUUUAUGAAAAAAAAACUUAUUGAUCCAUACGAGUUUUUAAAGGUAUUAGACUUUUUAAUGCGUACAUCAAAAUAUAAUUAAAAUAUUCCAUGCGAAUAACUACUAUAUGUGAUAUUAUUAAAAAUAUGAAAAUAAUACACCGGUUGGUGUUGUACAACAUAAAGAGUUUAGAUUAAGAAUUUAGAUUUCUUUAUUAAAUUAAUUUAGAUUCAUUUUUUGAAAUGGAAGGAGCAUUAAAGUAGUUACGGUACUAUGAUUAAUCAAAUCAUUCCUAUAUGCGUGCGUGUAUAGCGUUGCGUGAGCGAUUGUGUACGUGACGUCGUAUUUCAUCUAAAAGUUUUAUUUCUCUGUGAGAAAUAUAGUUUAUAAAUUUGUAAAAAGAUGAGAUGAGUUUUAUUAGAUUUAUAUUCUUGUGUUUUCAGAUUUUUA
Megachile rotundata (alfalfa leafcutting bee) is the source of this 1817-nucleotide messenger RNA. RefSeq lists its product as uncharacterized. NCBI's taxonomy places the organism in Eukaryota, Metazoa, Arthropoda, Insecta, Hymenoptera, Megachilidae. The record is from RefSeq and is a predicted model, not a curated record.